AUGUCAUACCUUCAACAGCACCUGAAGAGCUUCAACGCCAGCGUUGUAGAGUCGGCGAACCGCCUACCCCAGCAGCGACGGAUGGCGGCCAACAAUGCCUCGGUUUCUGCCAGCAGCUCGCAGGUACCUUCGUCUGCACCGACUCCUUCCUCGACUGUCGACUUGAAAAAGAAGCGACAUGAUGCAGACAUUGUCUAUUCUCAGCCGGCAAAUACGGGCACUGGCAAGGACAUCAUGACUCAGGUCCUCUUUGCGAUCGAGCACAUGAAAACCAAGGGUGUGCCUCUGAAAUUUGGGGAUAUCGUAUCCUAUCUGUCACUCCAGCAUCGUGCCCAUGAUCCAGCCUACGUCCAGGCCCUCCGCAGUAUCCUUCAGAGACACGAGAAAGUGGACUACGACCCGGCCGGCGCCGGUGGCGAGGGGACAUUUAGCUUCCGGCCUCCGCACAACGUUCGCAACGCCGAGCAGCUUUUACAAAAGUUACAGUCGCAGAAGACAGCCGCCGGUAUGAGUGUUCGUGAGCUCCGCGAGGGCUGGUUGAACGUUGAGGAAGCCAUCAACCAGUUGGAAAAAGAAGGAAAACUACUUGUGACUCGGAACAAGAAGGAUGAUCACGCGAAGAUGGUCUGGGCGAAUGACCCCUCGCUGAUCGAGCAUUUCGAUCCAGAGUUCAAGCAGAUCUGGGACAAGAUCAAGAUCCCUGACCCCCAGGCUGUCAAGGAAGCCUUGGACAAAGCGGGCAUCAUUCCUACGAACAAGAACAAGGUCAUGAAACCCCGGAUUAAGGUGGAGCAGAAGAAGACCAAGAAGCCCCGACGCAGUGGCAAGACGACCAACACCCACAUGCAGGGUAUCCUGAGAGACUACUCUCAUCUCAAGCGGUGA
Molecule: messenger RNA, 885 nt
Organism: Penicillium subrubescens
Lineage: Eukaryota; Fungi; Ascomycota; Eurotiomycetes; Eurotiales; Aspergillaceae
Product: transcription factor TFIIE subunit TFA2
Exons: 1
Coding region: 1-885 (294 amino acids)
Biological process (GO): transcription initiation at RNA polymerase II promoter
Cellular component (GO): transcription factor TFIIE complex
Source: RefSeq, a predicted model, not a curated record